AUGUUUAAGUUAUUAACAAGAUUGGACUCAUUGCCAGAAGAAGUGAUUAUUGAGAAUGAAAGAGGUUUUACAAUGCUAGGUCAUACGGUAUAUUCAUCAAAAAUGUUAGUCCCAAAACUAGAUCCACCAAGGUUUCAACUUUAUAACAAAUUCACUAAAAAAAUAAUUAGUAUACUGGUAAAUAGAACUAAUUUAUCAAAGACAAUUGAGAAUAUCUUCCCAAUAAAAUUAGUAGAAAAUUUAGAUUCAAAUACUAAAAAUGGAGGCGCUUAUCCUUUUGAAUGGUAUGUUCUGGUAGAUAAUGACGGUAAACUUGAUAAUGACGAUCAAGGCUGGUUUUAUAGUUGGAAUUUUAGAAAUGAACAUUGGAAAAAUAAAAAUGGAAUAGUCAGAAGAAGAAUUUGGAUACGUUUAAAGGACAAUGAAGUUGAAAACUAA
Messenger RNA from Tetrapisispora phaffii CBS 4417, 438 nucleotides. It is a transcript of the gene SPO73, whose product is annotated as Spo73p. The record is from RefSeq and is a predicted model, not a curated record. Lineage: Eukaryota; Fungi; Ascomycota; Saccharomycetes; Saccharomycetales; Saccharomycetaceae. Bases 1 to 438 code for a protein of 145 amino acids. The transcript has a single exon.